AAUUCUCAUAUAAACCAAAUGUCAAAAAGAUGCCACACCCUACCAAUGAAUAAUUAAAUGAAAGUUUUGUACAAUCAUUUUACAAUGCCUUGGAAACAGACACUAUAAAAGCUGGACUUUCCCUGUGUAACUCCACAUUUUCUUCAUCAAUUCCGUCUACCAAACAGCUUCCCUGGAUUAAACGUAAAAGCAGCUGGUACCUCUCAAACGAUGCUGGCACUCAUACUCAUCUGCCUUGCUGCUUCCAAUGGAGUACAGGCUUCACACAAAAUGGCUGAACCAGAUAUGGAUGAAGUGAAUAAGUACAAACCAAAGAUUAAAAAAGUUACUGAAAAUCUCAGUAUGGGCCCAUCAGUACUGGCAGGAAUGAUUUCCCGAGAUUCCCAGGGUGUAAAGCAGUUGGAUGAUGGAUGGAAUAAGGACAAAAGUGGAUAUGGACUUAUGCAGGCUGGCAAACAAAAUGAUCUAGUCGAACCACGGGACAGUGAAGAUCACCUUGAUAAGGCAACAAAAGUUCUCACUGGAAGGAUUCAUGAAAUAAAGAAGAAAUUUCCCUCUUGGACAGCAAAGCAACAACUAAAUGGUGCUGUUGUGAACUACCACAUGGGAACAAACAAUGUCAGUAGGUUUAAUUAUAUAAAUGCUGAUUCUCCAAGAGAUGAUUAUGCUGCUGAUGUUAUUGCUCGUGCUCGGUACUACAAAAGAAAACGCUACUGAAACAUAACAAAUGUGAUUAUUCCUUAGCAUUUUUGUAUUUUAUUUUGCAAGAGAUUAAAUUUUAAAAGCUGGUAUUGCUAAGAAUUAUAGCAAUGAUUUUUACUUUUCCUAGCUUUUGUAGCCUGUUGCCAAUACUGAAUUAAAAAAAUGUUAAAAAAAUAAA
Protopterus annectens (West African lungfish) is the source of this 880-nucleotide messenger RNA. RefSeq names its product lysozyme g-like. The record is from RefSeq and is a predicted model, not a curated record. Gene Ontology annotation, molecular function: lysozyme activity. The coding region runs from base 211 to 717 and encodes 168 amino acids. The transcript has 5 exons. Lineage: Eukaryota; Metazoa; Chordata; Ceratodontiformes; Protopteridae. Gene Ontology annotation, biological process: peptidoglycan catabolic process.